AUGGCUCCCUCUAUCAACGACGUCUCCAUCAGCCAGCCUGUCUCAGUCUCGGCCUGUCAAGUCGGCAUCAAUGGCUUCGGUCGUAUUGGCCGCAAUGUCCUCCGUGCUGCCCUAGUCCGCUCUGACAUCCAAGUCGUUGCCAUCAACCACACCUGCGUUACCGUCGAAGACCUCAUCUACCUUAUUCGCUAUGAUUCCUCUAUGGGUGAUCUCGACGAGCGAACCGAUAUUCAGAUCGUCUCCGAUAGCCUCAUCACCAUCGACGGCCGAAGAAUCGCACUCACCUCCGAGCGUGACUUGAAGAAGCUCAACUGGGCUGCCCUGGGUGUGGACUAUGUCCUCGAGUGCACUGGCAAAUUCACCAAGCGCGACCUCGCUAUGGAUCACAUCACCUAUGGUUCCGCUAAGCGUGUGCUCAUCUCUGCGCCUAGCUCGGACUCGCCUACUUUCGUCUACGGUGUCAACUCGGACUUGUAUACUUCUGGAGAGGAGUGCCGUGUCGUGUCCAAUGCUAGCUGCACAACCAACUGUGUCACUCCUGUCUUGAAGGUGCUACACGAGACCUUUGGUAUCUCACAGGGUUUCUUGACUACUAUCCAUGCUGCCACUCGCUCUCAACAAGUGUUGGAUGGAUAUAGCAAGAAGAACCGUCGUCUAGGCCGCGGCGUCUUCAACAACAUCAUUCCUACUACCACCGGUGCUGCCAAGGCAGUCGCUGCCGUUCUCCCUGACUUGAAGGGCAAGGUGACUGGUGUUUCCAUCCGUGUCCCAACACCCAAUGUCUCCAUGAUCGACCUCACCAUCAGCACCGAGAAGCCCACCUCCCUUGCAGAAAUCAUCUCUGCAUUCCGCGUGGCUGCCAAGUCCGACAUGGCUGGCAUCCUUCGCGUCACCGACGAGGAGCUCGUCAGCGCCGACUACAACGGCAGCCCCUACAGCGCAGUCAUCGAUGCUCCUGCGUGUGCAGAGCUGAACCCCCAGUUCUUCAAAAUUAUGGCUUGGUACGAUAAUGAAUGGGGAUACUCGAACCGCCUGCUCGAUUUGACGACUUUGGUCCACGCCCAGGAGGCUGCGUGA
Penicillium cataractarum is the source of this 1077-nucleotide messenger RNA. Its product is annotated as type I glyceraldehyde-3-phosphate dehydrogenase. The transcript is spliced from 5 exons. Gene Ontology annotation, molecular function: NADP binding; oxidoreductase activity, acting on the aldehyde or oxo group of donors, NAD or NADP as acceptor; NAD binding. The record is from RefSeq and is a predicted model, not a curated record. The coding region runs from base 1 to 1077 and encodes 358 amino acids. NCBI's taxonomy places the organism in Eukaryota, Fungi, Ascomycota, Eurotiomycetes, Eurotiales, Aspergillaceae. Gene Ontology annotation, biological process: glucose metabolic process.